GGAAAACGCUCGCUUCAUCACAAGUAACACUAAACCAACAUGGCUCCUAUCAAAUCUAUCGAGUACUUUCGCGUCAAGCCGCGGUGGCUUUUCGUCAAAGUCACCGACGAGGAAGAGAAGUUCGGAUGGGGGGAAGCUACGCUAGAGGGCCAUACGUUGGCUGUGGAGGGUGCUCUGGAUGAGAUUAUUUCUAGGCUUGUUGGAUAUGAAGCCGAUGACAUCGAACAUAUCUGGCAGACUAUCUGGCGCCUCGGGUUCUACCGCGGCGGCCCCGUCUUUAUGUCCGCUCUAUCUGGCAUUGAUAUCGCAUUAUGGGAUCUGAAAGGUCGCAGACUAGGCGUACCCGUGUACCAGCUUCUAGGCGGGAAGGUGCGCAAUAAAGUCCAAGUUUACGCGUGGAUUGGAGGCGACCGACCCAGCGACGUUGAAGUAGCUGCUAAAGCGCGCCUCGCCCAAGGCCUCAAAUGCGUGAAAAUGAACGCCACCGAAGACAUGAACUGGCUCGACUCACCCUCCAUACUCGACUCCUGCGUCGAACGCAUCAAACAAGUCAAAGCUCUCGGUCUUGACGCUGGACUUGAUUUCCACGGUCGGUUACAUCGGCCCAUGGCUAAACAACUCGCCAAAGCACUCGAGCCGUACCGGCCGUUAUUCAUCGAGGAACCGUUACUCGUUGAGCAUCCAGAAGCGAUUAAGCAGUUAUCACAGCAUACGACGAUUCCGAUUGCCUUUGGGGAGCGGUUGUAUACGCGCUGGGAUGCGAAGAGGUUCCUGGAGGACGCGUCGGUGGAUAUUCUGCAGCCGGAUAUUGCGCAUGCGGGGGGCAUUUCGGAGACAAAGAGGAUUGCGAACAUGGCGGAGACGUAUGAUGUGGCGAUUGCGCCGCAUUGUCCUCUCGGUCCAAUUGCUCUCGCGGCUUCGAUGCAAGUGGCGCUUUCGAUCCCCAAUUUCGUCAUCCAGGAGAUGUCGCUGGGGAUGCAUUAUAAUGUGGAGGCGGGAGAUAUUGAUCUCACGACGUAUUUGACGAAUCCUUCCGUGUUUGAUAUUCAAGAGGGGUAUGUGGCUGCCCCCGCGGGGGCAGGGCUGGGGGUGGAAAUUGAUGAGGAGAUGGUGAGGAGAAUCAGCCGGGAGACGGAGCCGUGGUUGCCAAAGGAGUUCUAUGGACCGGAUGGGGGGAUUCGAGAAUGGUAGACUAGAUUCAUAGAGACAUGCAGGAGAAUGUGAGGAGUAAGAUGCGGAGAUCUACAAAGUGACACCCGAAAUGCGG
This is a messenger RNA of Aspergillus ibericus CBS 121593, 1267 nucleotides long. Its product is annotated as mandelate racemase/muconate lactonizing enzyme family protein. The record is from RefSeq and is a predicted model, not a curated record. The transcript has 4 exons. The coding region runs from base 40 to 1191 and encodes 383 amino acids. Gene Ontology annotation, biological process: amino acid catabolic process; D-galactonate catabolic process. Gene Ontology annotation, molecular function: galactonate dehydratase activity. Lineage: Eukaryota; Fungi; Ascomycota; Eurotiomycetes; Eurotiales; Aspergillaceae.